UGAGGAUAAAUACUAAUACUUUUCCAUGCCCACUUGUAUUCUAGUUUUGUUGUCGUUGAACCACUUACAAACUCAACGUUAUAAAUACCAUUGGAACACAUGAGAGAAGAAAGUACAUAAGAGGGAAAAGGAAAAUGACUUAUGGGGAGGAGGAGCCGGUUAGCCCGAUGGCGCGUGUAUUCCAAUCGCCGGGCAUAGACUUAUGUGCCGUGACCAUCAUGGGUUUCAAAACAAAGAUUAAUCCCGACGUUGUUCUUGAUGCCUUGAAGCAAAAUGUCUCCAAGCAUCCUCGUUUCUCCAGCAUACUGUCUGAUAAUGGUGCAAAAUGGAUCGAGACCGAAGUUAAUGUAGAAGAUCAUGUAAUUGUACCAUACAUAGACGCGGAAGAGAUAGGUGAAGGUGGACAAAGCUUCAUCGAUGAUUAUAUGUCACGUCUCACGAUGAUUCCUCUUGAUAGAUCAAGACCCUUGUGGGACAUUCACAUCCUUAACGUCAAAACCUCAGAGGCUGAAGCAGUCGGUUUUAUAAGAUCUCACCAUUCGUUGGGAGAUGGAAUGUCUUUGAUUUCCCUCAUGCUCGCAUGUACCCAUAAAACAUCAGACCCAGACAUGUUUUCAAAUGCUAUUCCAUCCAUGAAACGGAGAGCCACAAUGUCGCACAGCCUUAAAACCAAAGGCUGGUUCUUGAGGUCGAUAUUCACCAUUGGUUCUACAAUGAGACUGCUUUGGAAUACAACUAUAGAUAUGUUGUUGCUUUUGGCGACGGUGUUGUUUUUGAAAGAUACAAAAACGCCACUAAAAGCUGGGGCAGAUGUCAGGAGCAAUCCAAAGAGAUUUUAUCAUCGAAUUAUCUCUUUAGAUGACAUUAAACUUAUCAAGAACGCUAUGAACAUGACUAUCAACGAUGUUCUGUUCGGAAUUACACAAGCAUCUCUUUCUCACUAUUUGAACCGACAGUAUGGCACGAAGAAGGAGGAGGAUGGAGCGUUGACAUCGUAUCGAAACAAUCUUCCUGAUGGAAUACGAUUUCGUGUAGCUUGUACAGUAAAUCUUAGGUCAGACAUUGGCUUCAAGCCUUUGGCAGAUAUGAUGGUCAAGGAUUCAAAAUGCAGAUGGGGAAACUACUUCAGCUUUAUUUUCUUGCCGUUCACCAUCGGUUUACAAACCGAUCCAUUGGUUUAUUUAAAAAUGUCAAAAUCCAUGAUGGCUCGAAAGAAGCACUCUUAUCACGCGGCUCUAGUGUAUUUUAUCAUCAAAAUCGUCCUAAAAGUGUUUGGCGCCAAGGCGGCAGCAGAAUUAUUUGAUCGACCGGUGAGGAACACAACGACAUGUGUUUCAAACGUCAUUGGCCCCAUGGAAGAAAUCAGUUUCCGUGGCCAUCCUGUCUCUUACAUCGCUCCAAGUUCUUACGGACACUCACAUGUACGUAGUUCAUUUUUUUAUGCGCAACUAAAUUUACAUGAUAAGCCUUUUUUGUGUGUAAAUUUUUUAGUGUUUUUGUGUUUGAUAGGCAUUGUUGAUACAUUUAAUGAGUUACGCGGAUAAAAUGAUAAUUUCGUUGGCGUAUGAUCCUACCGUCAUAUCAGACCCUCACAAGAUUUGUGAUGAUAUGGAAGAAUCACUGAAAGCAAUGAAAGCUUCUCUCUGUGAAAGAGGUUUACUCUAAGACGCAUGAGCCAUAUUAACUGUAAUCCUUAAGACUGUGUAUAUGUUUUUGUUUGGUAAAAAAUGUUGUGUUUUAGCAGUUUUCAAUGCUUUUGUAGUAUCUAUAAAUAUUGGAGUCAGAAAAAAAUGUAAUAAGAGUCGGUCCACUGUGUUGGAAAUUAGUAGGUACGUAUUGUCAAAUAUUUUAGAAUAUUAAGAGAUCUCAUUUUUCGUAGUCCUAAUUAAUAAGAAAGCGUCAUUCAAUGAUGUGACUUGUGAAUUUUGUUUCUUUGAUCAGCAACCC
This is a messenger RNA of Arabidopsis thaliana (thale cress), 1947 nucleotides long. Its product is annotated as O-acyltransferase (WSD1-like) family protein. Bases 135 to 1544 code for a protein of 469 amino acids. Gene Ontology annotation, biological process: glycerolipid biosynthetic process; triglyceride biosynthetic process. The transcript has 6 exons. Gene Ontology annotation, cellular component: plasma membrane; Golgi membrane; endoplasmic reticulum membrane. The record is from RefSeq and is marked reviewed. Gene Ontology annotation, molecular function: acyltransferase activity, transferring groups other than amino-acyl groups; diacylglycerol O-acyltransferase activity; long-chain-alcohol O-fatty-acyltransferase activity. NCBI's taxonomy places the organism in Eukaryota, Viridiplantae, Streptophyta, Magnoliopsida, Brassicales, Brassicaceae.